Tupaia belangeri chinensis (Chinese tree shrew) is the source of this 1198-nucleotide messenger RNA. It is a transcript of the gene XAF1, whose product is annotated as XIAP associated factor 1. Gene Ontology annotation, cellular component: mitochondrion. Gene Ontology annotation, biological process: apoptotic process. The record is from RefSeq and is a predicted model, not a curated record. The transcript is spliced from 7 exons. Lineage: Eukaryota; Metazoa; Chordata; Mammalia; Scandentia; Tupaiidae. Bases 64 to 1029 code for a protein of 321 amino acids.
AGUUUUGUUUUCUUGUCGUCAGAAAAAAAACGAAACUCAUCAGAAAGACUCCAGAGGCAGGACAUGGAGGGAACCUUCCAGGUGUGCGGGAACUGCAAAAGAAGCGUGCCUUCUUCUCACUUCACCCUCCAUGAGGCCCACUGCCUGCGCUUCCAAGAGGUGAAGGAGCAUUGCAUGAACCCGCAGGGAGAUGGGCACAUGCCCCUGACCUGCCUAUACAGUUCAUGUCCUUCCUGCUGCCUCCCCCAGGCCGAGGAACACCAGGAGCGCCCGGCGGAGUGCAAGUUCUGCGAGGUGGCUAUGAGCCUCAGCAAGCUGGAGCUCCACGAACAGCACUGUGGGGGCCGCAUGGGGCUCUGCCCAGACUGUAAUCAGCCUGUCAAGCUCCACGCACUGGCGCAGCACAAAGAUGUCUGCCAGGGUGAACAAGCCCAGCUGGGGGAAGGGAAGCUGUACAGGCCGGAGAGGACAGAAGAGGCUUCCAGGGCCAGAGUCUUUCCUGAUGGGAUGCCAGCAACGGUAGCUCUCAACAGGACAGAUGACAAGGGGAAGAAAAAUUUGGACUCUGAAAAGGAAAUCUACUGUUAUUAUUGCAACCAAAUGAUUCCAGGAAAUAAGUAUUUCUACCAUAUGAAGAAAUGUCCAACCUCAGAGUUUGUGAAUGAUUUUCCACCUGGAAAGCCAAAAACACCUUCACCAUCCUUCCCAAGUCAGGCUGCUAAAAAUCAGACUUCCACAGCAGAGAAGGAUGUCCGCCCGAAGACAAAAAAUAUGAACAGAUUUCCUCUUCUUUAUGAAAGUUCAACAAAGCAAGCACCAAGAGGCAAAAACAAAGCCAAGAAUCUGCCUUCAAAGUCUGAGUUCAAUCCCUGGGCCCGCUCUCCUACAGAAGAUGAGACAGCUUAUAACAUUCUGAGAGGAUGUUUCCAGUGUGGAAUCCUGCUUCCCCUGCCAACCCUCAUUCAGCAUCAGGAGAAAUGCCAGCGGUUAGCUUCAUCGAAAGCUAAACAAGUGAAAAAUCUCAGCUAGAUACGGAAGAGAAAAGAGAUAUUGGUUUGCCCAAGGUCUUCGGAUAAACCAGAAAAAGAAAAGAUUCCAGUUCUGGCUGAGAAUUCUGAAGAAGCAUCUAGGCCCUACAGCUGGGACACCGUAGAGAACCUGGCUUGUUCCUCAAAGAAUAAAAACACCUUCCCUGAAA